Molecule: messenger RNA, 9200 nt
Organism: Bactrocera neohumeralis
Lineage: Eukaryota; Metazoa; Arthropoda; Insecta; Diptera; Tephritidae
Gene: Hs3st-A
Exons: 9
Coding region: 5123-7024 (633 amino acids)
Molecular function (GO): [heparan sulfate]-glucosamine 3-sulfotransferase activity
Source: RefSeq, a predicted model, not a curated record
CGUACGGUCGGUGGCGGUUCAAACUCGUUUCGUGCGUGGAAAAAUUAGUUGAAAUGUGAAAUUUUUGUAAAUCUUUUAUAGCGCUAUAACCUACGCGAAAAAUAAAAACCGAAAAUAAGCAACUAAAGAAGUAAACGCGAUUAAACGCCUAAAGAUAUGCAAUGAAUCUUGUGGCAAAUGUGUUAAAAAAGUGAGCGCGGAAUAGAACGGGACUUACGAAAAGUUUUUUUGCUUCGCGCUUUCGGUUAUUUGCUUUUUCUUGUUUUUACGUACAUUCUAAAGGACGAGCAGAAAUCAUUAAAUCAAUUAGGCCAAAGGAUAAAGAGCACACAACGUCGGCGGCAGAUGUGCACACAACAACACGCAUUAGAAAAUAUGUAAAAGAAAUGCAGGAGUUAAAAAACGUUGCAAACGCGCGUGAAAAUUAAGUAGAAACGCAAGUGAGUAAGUGAGGCCAAAACGUAGUCCGAAAGAAUAUCAAGCUAAAGAAAAAGCGCGCCCGCCGCAUACACUCUCACGUACACCAACACAAUUGUAUACGUAUUUACGCCCACAUAACGCAUAGCAGUGGUGAAUGAAAGUGAAAGCGAAAGCUGCUAAAUAGAAACGAAAUAAAACCGAAGUUAGCAAGAAGUUUGUGCUUUUCGUGAAGCUCGAACGAAAACAAAUAUACAGAAAAAGCGGUAUAAAUAUAUUUGUGAAAUAUUGCUAUUAUAUAUUACAAAAAUUUAACAAAACACGCGAAAAGCAACGAUAACUGUCGAAAAAGUGUCUAACCAAAGCAUAUCAUUAGGCGUUUGUAGUAAAAAAGUCAAAAACUGCUAAAAACUGGACGACGAAAUUCGCUUAAAAUCGAGACGUGCUUAAUGCAGCAAAAAACAGGCUGCCUUCAAAUGUCCUUAGCACGCGCUACAAAAUUUCAUUGGUUGCGCACAAAAGUAUGCAACGCGCUCAUUGAGAUGAAUUUUUAAAAAGCUGCACGAAAAUAAAAUACAAACUAGGUCAGUUUGCGUGUGAACACGGACGCGCGCGACGCCAACUAGUGAACACAAAAAAAAGGCGCAUGAAAACAAAAGGAUACAAACAACUGAAGUUUACAGGCAAAAGCGAACUAAAGAAUAAUAAAAGCGCAAAGAAGCAAGGAAAAACAUGAAAUAAAAGGCUAGGCGAAAGAAAACUAAAACGAAAAGUGAAACAAGUUUUCCAAACAGAGCAAAACGAACUUGCUCUUCGUUUAUGCAUGAGUGUAUGUGUGUGCGCGCGUGAGCUUGAGUGAGCCAAAGAGCCGCAGCGUCUAUGUCCCGACAAAGUAAUCAACUAAAUAAAACCGAUAAGUGUCCAUAUAAAAUGUGUUAAGCUGAAUUCCAACGAUAGCAACUUUAACGCAAACGAAAUUUAUUGAUUUUACGAAAUAAAAACAAUACAAACCAAACUAAUGUAGUAAAAAAACCAAAAACAAAAACAAAUGCAACCAAACAUAUCAACAGUGCCACAAUAAGCGGAAAAUAGGUUAAUAGAAUCGAAUCAAAAAAUUGCAACAACAAAAAAAUUGUUGUAAAAGGAAAACAGGAGGGUAAAAAAGCAGAAGUUUUAAUAUUUUUAUUAUCAAAAAAACCAAAAAAAAAAACCUUUAACUUCAAAAGGAACCAGCAAACAUAACAACAAAGUUAAUUUAAAGGCGAAAAAAGAAAUAAUUAAAUUAAAUGCUCCUGCCAUCACUUUGAUGAGGAACUUCAACUGAAAAUAUUAUUAAUAUUUUUUGCCUGCUCGACAAAGUACAAAAAACAACACCAAUAAUUGCAAACAAUUGCAGCGCUAGCAACAACGACGACAACAACCUUUUAUGUUAAGGCAAACGCACACAUAGAAAACAUAACGGCAAAUGCACAUUUGUUUGUUUGUGCGAGCGAAUAAAAAGUUAUGCCUUUGCUGCAGCGCAUAAUAAUGCACAACAACAGCAAUGAAGUAAUAGCAACAACAACAAAACCAACUAUCACAACGAUAACAAAGCAAACAAAGGCACUUGAACGUCAGACAAAAAAACCAACGGAAUUCUAAUUGAAUGCAAAUGAAACGAACAACUUGCCGCGCAAGGGGGGAGAGCGAACGUGCAGCAAAUUAAUACAAGCAGCAGGCGCUGACAGAGGCGACUGCAUGCAACACAAUUGCAAUAUAAAGUAAAUGUUGAGCGCGACAAACGGAAAUGUUGCAAUAAUAAUAAAAUGAGUAAUAAUGAAAAAGCAGCAAAGCACAAUAAAAACAACGACGACGGCAGCAAUAAAAACAACAAAGUGACAACAAGUGUUGACGGCAAGCGCAUUUGAGCCGCGCGCAGCAACAGCCGUGGCAGCCAAGGCAAUAAAUCGACUAAGAAAUAUAGCAAAUAAAGCGUCAAACCGUAACAUAAUUAACAAAGGCGGCGGCAAAGAGGAGACAUAUAGACAACAGCAGUGCCAGAGAAGCGCCAAAGCAACGAAUUUCAUAACAACAAAACAGCAGAGUGGCAACGGCAGUCAGCUGAAGCUAAUGCAAGCGGCAAGGCAGCAAAGCAGAAGGCAGUGUUAGUGGAACGUUGCGAGUUAUUACAAGUUAUAUACGCUAAAACAGCAAUAUUACAACAACAGUAGUGAUAAGGAAACAACAGGAUACGAAAACAACCGUUAUAUGACUCUAUACAAUGACGCUGCGAACAAUUGCAACGAUGCUUUAGUCGAGCGAUAAAACAAUAUACAUAGAUUUUCCACACAGACGCUUCGAUGGCGCGUCAAUAACCGCUACUCGGUGUUUUUGAGUGUAUGUGUGUGUGUGCUUAAUACAGCAACUUCAUACAAGCCUGCAGUGUGUAUAGAGUCAUGUCGAAGGCAUAACAGCAAAGCGCGCUAAAUCUAAUUAUCCGCUACCAUGACUUUACAUGCCAAGCAGCUCUGUAUAACAAAAACAAAAACAACAACUUCGACUAACAUAACAACAAAAGCGAUUAGCGUUUGUACAGCGCUAAAGCCCAGCCGCUAAGGUAGUAAGCAAGCAAAAUUGCUUACUCGAUUGACGUCAAGUGGCGCAGCAACUAAGUAGUCGUUUGAAUAGCGCCGGAACAAAAACAACAACAACAGCAACAAUUAUAACUACUGUACAAUAAGCAAACAACAACAUCUUGCCAAAGACAAAGCACAAAAAUCUCGCCCUUCAUUGCGCGCAGCGCAUCCAUAGGCGAGCGCACAUACUUAGAGAAAUACACACACACAUGCAUAUACAACACAUAUGUGUCUAUUUGGCCGUUCAUUAGACAAGCGAAGUCAGUCAGUGAGAUUACAGUGCUGCAUGAGCGCUGCAUGUGUGUGUUGUUGAGCUCGUGCUCUCGUUGUUAGCAAGCGCGUGUGGGUGUCUGUGCUACUCAGCGUCGAUCGUCUAUUGUUGUGUCGUCUGCAUGUGGCUGAAUGUGCUGUCAUUAAUGCAAUUUGCUGCAAAGCGGAAAUAGUUGACGGAAAUUAAACGGCCACUUAAGUUCCGGUGUAAAGUGAUGCCAUUCAAUUGGUGCAGCGCGCAGCAACAAUAACCGCAAUAACAACAGCAACAGCGUUUGAAAAUUGUUUGCGGUAUUAAUAAUUGUUUGAAUGCUUACAAUAGAAUAUUCUAUAACAACAAGUGGUUGGCUGUCACAGUAUAGAAAAACCUAUGAAAAUUGGCAGCAUUGAUAACAUUCAAAGCUCAGUGAACUUUUUGCUAAAAAAAAUUUUGGCACAAAGAGUUUGAUUUUCCAAGACAAAUAAUCAAUUACUUGACAAUGGGUUUGAAAAUAUUUAUUGGAAUUAAAAAUUAUGUCAAUCGAGCCAAAUGGAUUUAUAUGAAAGCUUUAGAGCGUAAUCUACAAGCUUCAAGCUAAAAUUAAUGCAGUUCAAGGGUCCAAGAAAGUUUAAAAACUUUUGGGAAAGCUCAAAAAGCUUUAAAAACUGUAUUGAAAGCUUUUUGUAUAUAAUCAACACUGAAUAUGCAAUUACUUCUGGUACAAAAAGUUUGAGUAACUGAAAGUUUGAAACAACGUGAAAGCUUCAAAAGCUCAAUGAAAGCUUGAAAAUCAAGGAGAGCAAUUAAACAAAUUCAGUCAGCACAUCGAAGCCAGUUGGAUUUAUAUGAAAGCUUCAGAGAGUAAUUUACAAGGUUUGAGCUAAAAUUAAUGCAGCUAAAAAGUGAAUAAAAGCUUAAAAAAAUUUAGUGAAUGCUCAAAUAGCCUGAAAACCUAUAUUGAAAGCUUUCUGAAUAUAAUCAACACUAAAAAUGCAAUUACUUUUGGUACAAAGUGUGUAAGUAACUGCAAGUGACAAAAAUCGUGAAAGCUUGCGAAAGCUCAGAAGUCGAUAAAAGCACUUUAGAUUACACCAAACUAUGCUUACAAAUUAUUACAUAUUUUUGAGUAAAAUCUCUGUAAUUUGAGGCAUUUGGGACCACUAAGCAGUGCUCAAGCAAAAAGCUUUAAGAGAAGGAAAAAACACUUUUUUGAAAAAAAUAAAUACAUAAAUAAAUAAGCACAAGAGCGUACUAGCUGCUGUGGGUUAAUCCACAAAUAUGAUGUACAAAAUAGCAUUACAUGAAGAAAACGCGCAAAAUUUAAAGCUUUGCUGAAAAGCUACGUGAUUAUGCCACAAACAACUCGCUGUGGUGAAAGAGACAGUUAAUGAAACGAAAAAACUCAAAAGCUACAAACAAGACAGCUAAAUUAAUUGUGAGAUAAUUAUAAAACUGAAAAAGCUUAAAGCUCUAUGUUGGAAGAGAAAACUCUCAAAUUGAUAAUAAAUUGAAUUCCAGACCAAGACAAGAAUUACAAAUUAACACGUACUCGAAGAGGAAAAAAAUUUCCAGCUUAUCAACUUUAAUAGAGCCACACCCAUACGGCAAUUACGCGUGCAGUUAAUUAAAUAUUUUAUUUGCUUCUUCAGCCCAUACCUUCCACAAGUUUAUAUUAAAUUCACACUGCGACGAAAAGUUUCUCACCUGUCACGGCUGAUUUGCUGCAACUCCGCUCACCCUUAAUAUCGGCCAGGAACAACGCUGCUUACUUUAAUCUUAUACCAUUAAUUUGCUGCUUCCCUCUCCCACCAAAAGUUUAUCUCGACUCUCUCUCCCACUGAUGACCGCCGCUAAACGACGCGCAAGCAGUGGCGCGACAAAUAACAACAAUAACAAUAAUGAUACGGAUGAAUAUCGCGAACAGCAACAACAUCUGUUACAACAUCCACAACAACAAUAUCAUAGUACACAACAACGUUACCAUUUGCAGUAUCAGCAAGAGCAGUCACAGCAACAACCACAACAACAUUACCAAUACCAACAACAACAGCAACAACAGUUUUCUCAUCAGUCCGCAUCGCAUUCAGCAUAUCAUCAGGAAAAUCACCAGUCAAAUCAACAACAACAACAACAGCAUCAACAGCAACAGCGCCAACAAACAUCACUGCUGCGUGAUUGUUCGGUGAAAUUGCCUCUGGAUAUUCUAUGGUUACCAAAAUCUGCAAUGCGGCCAGUGGGGCCUGACGCCUCGCACACCGACUGCAUACUGGUUGUUGGUGUCUCCCGUCCGAAAUUAGCUGUAGUCUUUCUAACAGUUAUGUUAAUAUCACUAUUCCUCACCUUUCAUGUACUGUACGAUAGCGCCGUAUAUAAUAUACAAGCAGCACAAGUACUCACCGAACGUCAUCGGCUGCGUUUGCUGAGCAGUGCGAGCGGUAGUGGUGGUGGUAGCGCUAACGCUAAUAACAUCAACAAUAAUCAUUUGCCGGAAUUCAUCAAACCCGCCGCGGCUGCUGUGGCUGCGGCAGCAGCAUUGGCCGCUGUACCCUCCUCGAAUCAGAUUAGUCAUCCAAUGGUGUUUCCUUCGAAUCGUGUGCACUUUCCGAAAACGAGCCGACGAUUGCCGCAGGCUCUCAUUAUCGGCGUUCGAAAGUGUGGCACACGCGCUCUCCUAGAAAUGCUGUAUCUUCAUCCUCGCAUACAAAAAGCCGGUGGCGAAGUUCAUUUCUUCGAUCGUGAUGAGAACUACAUGAAGGGUUUGGAGUGGUAUCGCAAGAAAAUGCCACAUUCGUUUCGUGGACAAAUUACGAUCGAAAAGAGUCCCAGUUACUUCGUGUCGCCAGAGGUGCCGGAACGUGUGCGCGCCAUGAAUGCCAGCAUCAAACUUUUGCUCAUUGUACGUGAACCGGUGACAAGGGCCAUUUCUGAUUACACACAAUUACGAAGUCACGCGGCCACGGCCACGCUGCCGCUAGCCGAUGGACCCGCAGCAGCGCCACCAUCGCCGGCAACCGCUAAAUACAGCGCCAACAGCUAUCAGAGGCGACGUGGCCGCGCCAUCGAUGCAGCCGGCUCCGGCUAUGGACCAGGCGCGGGCUAUACGAAUCAGCAGCUGCGCGCGUCCCAGCAUAUGGCACUCUAUGGCAAAACGAGCAAAUCCUAUGCAGCGGCACAAGUGUAUGAUAAUGCAAUCGGCGGCGGCGGCGGUGGUGGCGAUGAGGGCGGUGGCGCUGCACGGAAUCGUAUUGGUGAAUCCGCGCACACAACGGCGCCAACGCCUGGCUCGGCGGCCGCAGCAGCAGCAGCAGCUCAAAUUGCAAGCAAAUCAUUCGAGGAGCUAGCCAUAUUCCCCAAUGGCACGGUUAAUGAGUCCUAUCGUCCGCUAACCAUAUCUCUAUAUCAUUUGCAUUUGCAUCGUUGGCUGGAAGUCUUCCCGCGCGAGCAAUUACUCGUUGUCAAUGGUGAUCGAUUAAUUGAGGACCCCGUUUCGCAAUUGAAGCGCAUCGAAACGUUCUUAGGCAUCGAGCAUCGUGUGACCAACAGUCAUUUCUACUUCAACGAGACAAAAGGCUUUUACUGUUUGCGUUACGACAGCGGUGACCGAUGCUUACGCGAAACGAAAGGACGCAAGCAUCCACAUGUUGAUCCUGUGGUCGUGUCCAAAUUGCGAAAGUUCUUUGCCGAGCAUAAUCAACGAUUCUAUGAAUUGGUUGGUGAGGAUCUUGGCUGGCCGGAAGAGUAGGCUGCACACAAACACACACACACUCAAAGGAACAACCACUAAAAAGGACACAGUGCAGUUGUGUGUGUGUGUGUGCGCGGAGGUGUGACUAGAGCAAUUGCAGGACAAUCGCUUAACGGUUAACACAUGCACUCACACACACACACACACACAUUGUGGUGUGUGAAAACAAGGAGCGCCACCUGAAAGCGACCACAAAGUGAGACCAGCAAUUGGCGACCAACAGUAGCUGUAAUUGAGAAUUAAGGACUGAUGGGAAAACAAAUUUCAGUUAAUUAAUUAAUUUUAGUACACAAAUACACAUAUAUUAUACAGUGUAACGCAGGUAUGUAAAUUACACACACAUGUACAUUCAUAAGCAAAAAAUACGUAUUUACGAUAAAUAAUUUUAAGCUUAAGUCGACUUAUAGUUAUUCUACAGAGCGAUCUACACGCAAACACAAAAGUUGCAGCAUUAAGUUUAAAAUUUAAGAAUUUCUUUUAAGCAAAACUCGGCAUGUGACGUAGGUGUCAGUGUGUGAAUGCGUGUGCGUGCGUUAACGAUAUCCAGUUGGCGAGCCUGUGAAUUCUGUGCAAUGAACCUUUGCUCGGGCAUAAAAAGCGCAUAUACAUAUAUUUGCUGAAAAAGGAAGUUGCAAUAUAAGCAUAUAUGUAUGUAUAUGCGUAUGUUUGUAUAUAAAUUUCCGCGUAAACGAGUACAUAAAUAAUUUAGGCAGUCACGCAGAAAGUAAACAGGAUAUUUGCAGAGUGAAAAUUUAAUUCAGAAAAAAGUCUAAAACUUUUUUUAAUUUAAAAUUAAACAAAAAAUAUUUAAUAAUUUUCGCGAUAUACAGCUUCUACACAUCGUAAUUCGCUUAAUUAAUAUUUUCAAAAUUAGUUAUAUAUACAUAUGUAUAAUAUAUACGGAUGUAAGGGGUUACGUUGCUGGGGUUUGAAGUUAAAUUUUUUUUAUUUCUUUACUUGCCAAAAUUUCAUAUUUUUUCCAAAUUUUUCAAUUAAUCACGGCCUAUUAUGUACUCAUCUACUAGCCAAUAAAAUUUUAAUUAUAGAUGAAACCUUCGACUGUUAUGCUGACUACCGCGAGGAGACGUUUUUCGGCGGUGCCUCAGAAAAUCAUCUGGCAAUGGAUAAAUUUCCAAAAAAAAAUUUUAAGAAAAAUUCACAAAAUGUUACUCAAAUAUUGCAUUUUAAUAUCCUCAAAAGUUGCAAAAAAUUAAUUUAUUUAUUAUAUGAAAACAAAAAAUUGUGAGAAUAGGCAUUAUUUGGAGCGUCCAAACCUACAUACAUAACCCCUCAAGAAAGUAAACGGUUUUUUUUUACUGCAAUAAAUAGGAAUUCUCUUACUUGUAAAUUAUAAAGGCGGAAUAUGCAUCUAAUGAGUUCAAAAGUUCAAAAUAUGAAAAGGGAACCUAUAGUUAAGUUUAAAACGUCAUUCACGGUCAUAUAUUCAAAGAAAGUUGGAUUGAAAAAUUAAAAAAAAAAAUUUCAGUAAUGUGUUCUUUUUGGAGAUGCAGAAUUUUCCAAAGAAAUAGCUGUCAAAUCAGCGCUGUUAAUGUACAUAUUUGACCUUGAUAUUUCGUAUAUAUUCGAAAGUUACAAACAUGGACUUACAACGGAACGUGUUCUUCGGGCUCUUUUACAUACCUAUCGAAAUCAGAGGCUAGCCCUGUCGUCAAUGAUUCACGACUUUUUGGUUCCCCACAUCAAAAUAUCUAUCCUUAGUAUUAUAGAGCGUUGAAGUCAUGAUAUUGCAAUGAGAUUUUGGCGAUCUUCAACCAGCCACCAAGACUGCCUUUUCUAAAAAUAAUUCAAGCUGAUAUUCUAUGGAGAAAAAUUUUGGAAAAGGUGACCAACAACCAACUUAACAAACUAUCGGGAGAUAUUGUUCAAAAAAGUAAUGAAAUUUAUACCCAACAAGAUGGUCCUCAUAAGUUACAGUUACGGUGAACAAGUACCUAAAAUUCUUUUUGAAUAAAUACUUACAUUUGUUUGAAGAAUUUCAAUAUCAUGAAGAGAAGAAUAUGAUAGCCAAUAGCAGGUGUUACCAGAUUUAAAUAAUUUUACAAAAUAUUGUAUAUAUUUUCCCAUUUACUUUUGAGUAACUCCUGUAAAGCAUCCAAUAUAACCUGGUAUUCCGCUACUAAUUGUGUGAAAAGAUUAUUUCGAAGAUACGGAA